AUGUCGAAUCACCAGUCUAAAGUGGCAUUCGUGAGCGGAUGCAACGGAAUCAGCGGCCAUGCCAUUGUUGAGCACUUGGUGCGACAGCCUGAUAGUGAAUGGUCUAAAAUCAUUGUGUCCUCGCGCACUCCGUUGGUUCACUUCUGGUCGGACCCUCGCGUUCAGUUUGUUGGGGUGGACUUCAUGUGGCCCCAUGAGAGAAUUGUGGAGAAACUCGCCCCAGUCUGCUCCCUUGUUACGCAUGUCUACUAUACGGCGUACGCCCAUUCCAAGGAUUUCAAAUCUUUGCCGAAACUCAAUGUUCCCUUGUUCCAGAGGUUCAUCGACGCAAUUGAUGCUGUUUGCCCGGAGUUGCAACGAGUUUUGAUGUACACUGGUGGAAAGUAUUAUGGUGCACAUCUUGGGAAGUUGAUUGCACCUGCGGAAGAAUCGUCCCCAAGAUACAUCGAUAACGGAGAUAAUUUCUAUUACCACCAGGAGGAUUACUUGGUUGAAGUACAGCAACGCAGGAAGCAAUGGAAGUACAACGUGAUUCGUCCCACUGGGAUCAUUGGAUUCAUUCCUCACGGUUCGUUACUCGUAUUGAUCUUUUUCAGUCUUAUUACUCACGAGUCCACUUAUGCAGCCAACGGAAUGAGCGAAGCACUCUCGGUUGCCGUCUACUUUUUGCUUUGUCGCGAACUGGGCUUACCUGCUCAUUUUCCCGGAAAUGAGUAUCUUUGGGAAGGUGUGGACGAUAAAUCUUACGCUCCUAGUAUCGCAGACCUCGCUGUCUUCGCAUCUACCCACGACCACUGUUCCAACCAGAUUUUCAACCAUACCAAUGGCGAUGUAAUUGUGUGGAAAAACUUCUGGCCCAAGAUUGCCCAGUACUAUGGAUUGAAGACACCUGCUCCCAGAUUUGAACAGGCCCGUGGCCAGUCCAGCAACCUAAUUGUUGAGUUCAAUGUGCAGGAAUGGGCCGAUGAUAAGAAACCGGCCUGGGAGCGAGUGGUUCAGAAAUACGGUGGUCGAAAGGACGUGUUUGACUGGGUAUCGUGGGAUCAUUGGAACUGGGCUCUGGGACGAGCAUGGUCUACACUCCUCUCCUCAAAUAAAGCGCGUGAGUAUGGAUGGACUCGCUUUGAUGAUACUUAUAAAACUUGGCUGGACACGUGGAAAAUACUAGAGAAUGCCGGAAUCCUCCCCAAGCCCCAACCGCUUGGGGAGAUUUAG
This is a messenger RNA of Penicillium canescens, 1215 nucleotides long. Its product is annotated as SDR family oxidoreductase. The transcript has 4 exons. Lineage: Eukaryota; Fungi; Ascomycota; Eurotiomycetes; Eurotiales; Aspergillaceae. The coding region runs from base 1 to 1215 and encodes 404 amino acids. The record is from RefSeq and is a predicted model, not a curated record.